Messenger RNA from Strongyloides ratti, 2661 nucleotides. RefSeq lists its product as hypothetical. NCBI's taxonomy places the organism in Eukaryota, Metazoa, Nematoda, Chromadorea, Rhabditida, Strongyloididae. The transcript is spliced from 3 exons. The record is from RefSeq and is a predicted model, not a curated record. The coding region runs from base 1 to 2661 and encodes 886 amino acids.
AUGUCUCAGGAAUUAAAUUUAAAAAAUUCAUCAUCUACAUUUGUUGAUUGGGAGAAAAAAGAUUUCUUGGAAUGUAAAAUAUAUGUACCAGAAGAAGCAUUGAAUCUCAUUGAUGACAAUUCUGACAAUUUAUGUAGUAAUAUUCCUAAUAGUAUUGUAAUUUUUGAUGAUGAAAUUAAAAGUGAUUUUGAAUUCAAAAUAUCAAAUGAAAGAAAGAAAAAUUUAUUAUCAGAUGUUAAAAAAUUUCUUAAAUAUUUAAAAUAUUUAGCUUAUGAAUUUAUUGAAGAAAAUAGUUUGGCAUCUUUUAAAAAAAUAUGUGAGUUUUUAUUAAAAUGUUUAUAUCAUAUGGGAGAUAUUGUUGAAAAUAUGAUGGGAGUUAGAAUUUAUGAUAAUAUUCACGAGAACGUUAAAUUCCAUCUAUAUAUAAUUUUCUAUUCAUCAAUAAUAGAAAUAUUUAGUUUUCCUACAGAAGAAACUUUAGACAAAAUUUAUCUAGAAGAUGGUUUAAUUUUAUUGCCCAAAUUAUUAAAUGUGGUAAUUGAAGGUUACUUGAUUGGGUUAGCUUGGUUUACAGAUAAGCUCAUAGUCACACCAUUAUGUACAUGUUUUCACAAUUCAAUUUAUCAAAUAAGUAAAAAAAAUUUUAAAGAAUUCUGGAAACAUGUUGAUAGGACAAUACAAAUUGUUUCACAGUGUCAAAUAACAAAAAUAAAAGAAAGUGAUAUUUACGAAGAAUUUGUUAUAUCAUUAUACAAUUCAAAUAAAAAGUUAACACCAGCUUGCUUUUUUAUUUUGUUAGAGGUUCUUCAUAAUUUUUAUAAAUCAUUAUGCCUAUUUGUAAAUAUCAACAGUCAAUUGUGUUUUCCAUUGCGAAUGAUAACUAAGAAUGUUUUUCCAUCGCUGGUACAAACUAGAAAAGAAAAUUUAUCAGUUUAUCUUUUUACCAUUUAUGAAAUGCUCUUAAAUAAACCGGUCAAGGAGUAUGAAUAUUGUGAUACAUUGAUAACAUAUUCAAUACAUGCAUUAAUACCUACUUUUAAUGAAUCGUCAAUUGACAAUAUUCUUGAAAAUAUUUUUGACUCCGAAGAUAUUUAUACCUUACAUUGUAAUUUGAAAAAUUUUUAUUCUGAAGACAAAUAUAUUUAUGGGAAAAAUCAACAUUCUUGGUGUGUUUUUGUUAAACUUAUAUUACUAAUUUCGAAGAAUACUAAUGUAUGGACAAAGAAUGAAAGUAAAAUAUUUCAUUUAUUGAAUAUUAGAAGAUUAAAACAGGUAACAAAUGAAACAUUGAAGAAAUUGGUUUUACUAUAUUUUGGCAUACACUUUCUUCAAAGGGGUGAUCAUUUUAAAAAUAUAAGUCAAUUACUAUAUUAUGAUGUGGACAAAUGUGAUAUUGAAAAUCGGAUUUUAAGGUUACGUCUUUAUGCAAUACUUGUCGUUGAGAAGGAAUUAAAUAAUGUUAAAAAAAAUACUGAGUAUAUUGAAUCAUUUAAAAAGUUUGCUAUUAGUAUAGUUAAUUGUAUUUCAAUGUUGCCAGAAUGCAUUAAAAUCGAUAAAUUUUUAUAUGAAAUGUGCAAUGUUAAAUCUUGUCUUGAAACUACUUUAACAUCAUUAACUGAAAUUUACCGUGGAAACAUUAAUGCAUUUCUAGAUAUUUUUAAUACUAAUGAAAGUUUAAUAUUAUGGCAUAGUUGUUGGAAGAGUUUAAUAGAAUAUUGGUCUAAUCCUAGAAAAUAUUUUUUGGAUAAAAUUGAUUUAACUCUUUACAAUGUAAUAUCUUCACAAUUAAAGUUUGUAUCUCAAGAGAUUCCUGCUGAUUUAUCUAAAUAUUUUGAAGUAAUACUUUUAAAAUGCAACGACAAGUUCACAUUUAAACGCAUUCCAAAAGAUGAUUUGAUAAAAUUAAUUGAGUUAUAUUUGAAACUAGUUAAUGAUUUAAAGAUAUUUUCUAGGCAUAGUAAUUUUAUAAGUGUAUGGUUUUGUAUACUGUUAACAUAUAAUGAAACACCUAAAAUUAAAAAAGAUAAGAUAUAUUCAAUAUCUGCUCAAUUGUGCAAUUUUGUGGGUGAUGAAUUUACAACGGCAGAUGAAUUUUUAGAAAAUCCAUCUAUUGAAAAUUUAAAUGAAGGAAAUAAAUAUUUAAUCAACUAUGUUUUCAGUGGUAUUAAAUCAAUUAGUGAUGUAAAUAAUGUUUUGGCUAAACAAUUAAUAUCACAUAUUUUAUCAAAUGACUUUUGUGAAAUUAUUAAAGAAUCUUUUAAAAAUGAUAAUUAUGAAAAAACUGAUCUUUUUAUUUAUUUUACAGUAGAAUUAUUUUCUAAUCUAACACAAUUAUUAACUUCUAUGCAACAGAAUGUACUUCUUGUUAAGUCACUCUUAAUAAAAUGUUCCCAGACAUUUCUUGAGACAACUAUUGAAAUUCUGAAAAAUAAAAAAGUAUAUGAAUCGAAGAUACUUAUUGACAACAUCAUUAUACCACUACUUUUUAGUUUUUUUAAAUUAAAUUUGAAGGAUAUGGAUUAUUUAAAGAAAUUAACAAUUAAAAUCAUUCACCUUGGAAUUAAAGACGAGUAUUUUAUUAAUUAUAAAUUUAAGGAACUUUUUUCUACAUUCCCCUGUGCUUCAUCACUUAUUUUAGAUGCAAAAGCUCUAAAUUACUAA